Lytechinus variegatus (green sea urchin) is the source of this 7303-nucleotide messenger RNA. Its product is annotated as b(0,+)-type amino acid transporter 1-like. Gene Ontology annotation, molecular function: L-amino acid transmembrane transporter activity. Gene Ontology annotation, biological process: amino acid transmembrane transport. The transcript is spliced from 13 exons. NCBI's taxonomy places the organism in Eukaryota, Metazoa, Echinodermata, Echinoidea, Temnopleuroida, Toxopneustidae. The record is from RefSeq and is a predicted model, not a curated record. The coding region runs from base 445 to 1932 and encodes 495 amino acids. Gene Ontology annotation, cellular component: membrane.
GAGUGUACGCUAUGUUUAUUGUAAAUACAACCUACCACGUGGCAGGAGAAUGCUCGAUUCAAGAGCGCUGAGUGUGUGUCGUCGAGCGAAAGUAUACCGCGUCGGAUGCCGGUGUUCGCCCCGCGUAUACCGUAUAGAGGCAAGCUAGCUAGCUAGUUGGCUAUACACAAGUACUAUUGUUGUUAAUAGGAGCUAUCUGGUACUGGUCGUACAUCGCGGAUUCAUAGCCCAGCUGUCGGACACCUCUGAAAAUUUGUGCCAGUUCUUCUUAUGAUCUUCUCUUGAUUUUCAUCUCUGAAUAGCCGAAUCAUAGAUUUUCCAACAUCUAUACAGGAGCCAGAGGAUUUGAAGGUAGAGUGUAGUUGAGCUGUUAGUAUCUGAAAGCAAACAACAGGAAUAUUCCAGAUUACUUUUCAAUCAACGUUCUACAUAUAUCUCAUUACCAUGGAGAUGAAAGAGAAGAAAGAACUAAACGGAGAUCCCGAGAAAACCGCUGACGAUGCCGUCAGCAAUGAGAAAGUUGGACUCAAGCAAGAGGUCGGCUUGUUGAGUGGUGUAGCACUGAUCGUUGGUUCUAUGAUUGGCUCAGGAAUCUUUGUAUCACCCAAAGGCAUCCUUCGUGAGACACAGAGCGUUGGAAUGAGCAUGAUCAUAUGGCUCCUCUGUGCCGUGCUUGCUAUGACAGGUGCGCUAUCAUAUGCUGAGCUGGGAACCCUAAUUCACAAGUCCGGAGCCGAGCAUGCCUACCUGAAUGAUAUCUGGGGUCCCAUGCCAGCGUUUAUCUUUGCUUGGACGUACACGAUUGUCAUCAAGCCAUCUAUCAUCUCCAUCGUAUCCCUCAUCACGGGAACGUACGUCGUCGAGUCGGUCAUGACCACCUGUGACGGGAACGAACAAGUCUUCCUGAUGAAGCUAUUUGCUGCACUGUCGAUAGGUCUUAUAUGCUUUAUAAACUGCUACAGUGUCAAGUGGGCCAAUGCUGUCCAAGUUAUUUUCACGGCUGCAAAGUUAAUUGCACUGGUCAUCAUUGUCAUCAUUGGUUUUGUCAGACUUUUCCAAGGACAUACAGGGUAUCUAGCCGCAAACACUGCAUUCAUUGGAUCAUCACCCAAAGCAUUCUCCUAUGGUAUAGCCUUCUAUCAGGGUCUAUGGGCUUACGAAAGCUGGAACCAUUUGAACUUUGUAUCUGAGGAACUCGUCAACCCAACAAGAAACCUGCCUCUUGCCAUCGCUAUCGGUAUUCCUCUGGUAGCACUCUUCUAUCUCCUUGUCAAUGUGGCUUACUUCACAGUGAUGUCACCUCAAGAGCUUCUGACCUCCAAUGCAGUAGCAGUGACCUUUGCUGAGCGUACGCUUGGACCCAUGGCCUUUAUCAUACCAAUCUUUGUUUGCUUCUCAACGUUCGGCUCUGCUAAUGGCAAUUUAUUUGCAUCUGGAAGAUUACCAUAUGCUGCUGGUAAAGAAGGCCAUCUUCCUCAAGUACUGGCCUUCAUUCACAUGGACAAGUACACCCCUAGCAUUUCACUUAUUACCACGAGUACCAUAGCAGUUCUGAUGUUAAUCCCUGGUGACUUUGAUACGCUAAUCAACUACUUCAGUUUUGCUACGUGGUUCUUCUACUCAGCCACGGUCUCUGGCUUACUAUAUUGGAGGUUUAAAUACCCUGAUUUAAAAAGACCCUUUAAGGUGCCUAUUAUUUGCCCCAUCAUCUUCGUCAUAGCGUCAAUUUACCUGGUGAUUGCGCCAAUCAUCAACGAGCCUUUAAUAGAGUUCCUCUAUGCCUUCCUUUUCAUCAUUGCUGGAUUGAUUUUCUAUUUUCCCUUCAUCAAGUACAGAUACUCACCUAAAUUUAUGGAUGCCUUUACGCUGCGGGUGCAGAAGCUGUUCAAAGUCGUUCCCACCGCCAAGCGAUCAUCAUCAUUGGCUAAAUGAAUCUAGCUGUGAGGUCAUCAUUGAUACCACAGACUUCAUUGGAAUGUAUUUAAAGAUAGACUGCAAUCAAAGAUGGCAGUUGGAAAUGACUGUCUAUAAAAACACCAUUUAUAAUAUACUACAUCUCAUCAGAUAUUAUGAUAUCAGCCAACAUGCAUGGUGUGCCCAAUUGUUGAAUUAUUUGUAAAUAAACUUAUAUACUCAUCCUUCUGGGUUGAGCCACUAGUCAAUUUAACCACUUAAUUAACUUUAAGAAGAUUUUAUUUAUUUUUACAAGAAGGAGAAGAGUAUUAGAUUAUGAAUUAGAAGUGAAUAUAAUUGAUGAGAAAUCUGGCUUGAAAGAGAAUGAUUGAAGUAGGCCCAUCAUCAGUGCAUCAAUUGAUGGUCGUUAACAUGGCAUUGCGUGUCAGAGAGUCCUUCAAGAGAUCUUCAAGAACUUCCCGUGUCGAGUUGACUUGGAUGCAUCAUGUCAGUAUUAACGAUUAUCGCUUUGGUGGAUUUCAGUGGAAACUGAACUGAGCAAGAAAUAGGCUGGUUUCAGGUUUUGUACUGAAAUUUGAUAGACCAGAUGACCGAUGACUGUAGGUCGUCUCCAACGGACCUAAUUGUAAAGAUUGAUUCCUAAACGAAGGGCACGUUGAUUUCAUUUUAAACAUUGGUCACUGAAUUACGCAACAGCAGCUCGACAGAUGAAGCUUGCAUAUUUUAACAUUGUCUACUAAAACAAGACCGUCCACUAAGAAAGCAUAUAAAGGUUACAAAAUUCAAUAGUCAAUGAGUUAGCUUCCUUUUUGCAGUAAUGGUAAAUUUAUUAAUUAAAGAAAAUAUUCAAGCUCAAGUUCCUACCAGGUCUGGUAAGGUUAGGCUAAAAACAAUACAAAUGAUUUAUUGACAUUCUAUUCUGAAGAAAAUCUUCAACAUAAUCAUUCAUGAUGUAUGUGACUAGUAAGCAAGAUUAUUACCAAAAGAUAUAUUACAUCGCUUUGGGAUUGCCUGUGAAUUGAUAUGUCAUGGGACUCUUGUGACCCGGACUAGUUCUGAUGAGAUGAGGCCUUAUAGCAGGUUACAAGAUUUUGCAAGAAAAAGAAGAAUUUGAGUAAAUAAUAUAUGUGAUAGAUGUAAGCUGUUGCAUACCAUGUGCUCUUCUUCAUGUUUCAUCUGUUUAUAUUUGUCUUCCUUUUCAAUGAGGAAAGGAGAUUUAAAGAUUUAAAGGAGAAAGUGUGACAGGUUAAAGUUUUGUAUUGUUGCUUUGGGGGGCUUUUUUGAACUUAUUUUAUUUUACUUUCCUUUCCAGUGAAUUAAAUUUCAAUUCACUUUAAAUAUCUGUGUGUGAUAUCCAAAGACCUAUUCUCCUGAAUUUCUAUUCCCCAACUCAUGAUAACCUAUAAAAUAGUAAAAAGAGGUAUUUAAAAAAAUACAGUAGGAUAUACAUGCUUGUAUGUCAUCCAACAAUAUUCUUUAUGUAUAUAUUUUCUGUUCUCGUUUUUCGAUUUUAACUCAUAAUAUAUUCCUAAGGAAUAUGUGGAACUGAUACUAGAGGUGGCAGAUAUAUAGAUAUCAUAGUAGCCUAAUGAUGAAAUAUAACAUAUAUUGUGAAAUAUAUUCUCUUCAGUUGAGACGAUAGUGUUUUAAAAUCGUUAUAGUAAGAAGGAAGUCAUCUUUACAAGACUUUGGUAUUAUUGUUCUGCCCUGUAUACCAUCAUUCAAAGAGACCAUUCAAGAAAGACCUUGAGAAAAUUUGAAAUAACAUAUUUUUUUGUAAACUUAUUUAUUAUUGAGUAAAAAUGAAUAGAAUAGUUCAUAGAUAUAAUAGGUCAUGGUUUAUUUCCAUGCCAUUUUCUUGUGCUGCAAUCAAUACUAGGCCCGGUAAGGAGAUAAUAGCCAUGUUCAGACGUAAUUUACAAGUCGGAGUAAAAAUCUAUGGCACAGCAACUAAAAUUCCAAUGAUAUUCAUGUUACUACGACCCUGAGUCCACACGAUGGUUUUGGGAAGAAACUCCGGCCAAUUCACCACAGCCUUCGUGGGGAUCACCGUGGAGGGUUUGUGUAACUUCCAGACAUCAUAGGGUUGCUAAUCUAGACAAAAAUUUGUUGACACUCCAAGAUCUUGUCUGCCCAUGCAACAUACUCUCACCAACUAAUACUAUUAGCGAGAUCAUACUGGAAAAAGUCAAGAAUAUCUUUGUUAGAGGAAGAGGUCGUGGUAAGUUCCCACGACCUUGUUAAAGUUGCCUUCAUCUGAACACGGCAAAUACUGAUAAACAAUCAGUUGAAAUUUUGUCCGUCUUUUGCCAUAGACAAAAGUUAAGCUUCACUGUACAAUAGAUACAAUAGAUUUUAUCUUUUUGUCUAACAGGGUCCUGUUUUGAGAACUAUAUAUGAAAAAUAGAUAUAUAAUAUUUGUUGUGCUGUACAUGUAGGCUUAACGUUGUUUAUAGGUCUAUGGUAUUACAUACAUGUCUUGUUUAAUUUUUGUUAACAGAUCAGAUAGCAGUAUCACGUUAUAUAGAUAUACAUUGUUUUGUAAAUAUAUUUUAAGCAUGAAAACCAUCCGUUCAUGUUUUAGUUUCAUAAAGGUAGUUAUGCGAGUGUGGUGUUGUUGAUUAUGAAUCAAUUGUUUCAAUCUAUCUUGAGGAUGUAUAUUGUACAUUACCUGAUGUAAUGUUUUACUUUCAUACAUUGAGUUUGGUAGCACAAAGCCUAGCCAUUGAUCGUAUGGUCGAGGUUUUACGAUUGAUGGUAUAUCAUGGUCAAUGCAGUAGGUGAAUGAAACUUUGUACUACAAUUAUUGUUUUCGAGGCUUUGUGAUAGGACCCCUGGUUCCUAACAGUACACUGGAAAGUCUUUUACAUCAGUGCACAUGCAUUCCCAGUCAAGAGAGGGGCAAUAUCUCCCAUCACAAUAGUUUGGUUAAGAACGACCCGAUGUGUAUGUACCCUAGUAGUCUUCAGGCUCAGACAUUUCGUUUUCAAAAAGUGCAGUAUAUAGAGUCUGAAAUAGUGAGACUCUGUUCGCUCAUUUAGUGUCGCUGGUUCUACUCUAUUAUUUGUCACAGACAGAGAGGUUGGAGUAUAGUCUUCUUUCCAGACAUGGUAAAAUGCGUUAAAGUUGCUGUUUUGGGUCUACGCCUGCAGACUAAUAACUGGGUGCAGGUGCUGCCUUUUCGGCAUGAGCGAGGUGCAUGUCGAAGGUUAGUGUACAGUAUUAAACCCAGUUAAUUUAUGUACAAUUUUCAGAAUAAUUAAUGAAUUAAAUUAGGCAAUUGUUUAUAAAUAUACAUUUAUGAAUAACUGUCAUAGAAUAUGAAAUUUUCACAACUGCAUGUAAGAUGUACAUACCGUUUAUACUACACAUUUGAGUGUUGGUUUCUCCUUUUUUUUCCAUAGCAUGAUUUGAAACAGAUGAAAUAUUCUUGUGCUACAAUAUUAGUUGUACACUGUAUAUUGUUAUAUUCAUAGGCAUUGUUGCAUUUAGAAUGAUGAAAAAGUGAAAUCUCAAUGCUUGAAUUUUUCCACCAUAUCACAUCCUACUCUACUAUGUUCAUUUUGCAGAAAAUUGGAACUGAAAUACAUUGUUUUUUUAUCAAUCAGGUAGUCUCAUACUUCCUUUUAAAUCCAGCUACCCACUUUCUGACCAAUGUUAUCUGUAAAAAGCAUUAGACAUUUGCCAAAUUUAUUUAAUCACAUUAUUAAAUAACAGCAGAAUUAUUAAUGGUCUACAUACAUAUCAGAAAAAAAGAGAGCUUUAUCCUGUUCAUCAGUCCUUCCCCAAAUCGUUCUUGAUUGAUGCGUAUGGAUCAGUGACAUUUUCCAAUUAUCUUGUGAACAAUUAUGUGGCAACACCUAUUGACAUUUGAGCAUGUCAUUUUCUUAUUACUUUUAUUAUGCAAUGAUUUGCAUUUUUCCAAUCACUUAUUUUACAAGUCAAAUCCUUUCACUUUAUUUCAUUCCGAGAUGAUAUCUCUCUGAAGCAGAGAAUAAUUCUUGAUAAGUAUAAAUCUGAAAGAAUGAUAGUUGAAGGCUUUAUUGUGCAAUACCAUUUUCCCACCAAUGAAAUCCAUUAUUUUUGUUGAGAAUUCUCAGUUUUGCGAGUAUUUAAGGAGAAAAGCACCAAAGAAAUUCCAAUGCUUGUAUUAAGAGGCAAAGCCUCUCUAAUCCUUCUAGAAUUUCCUUUUCAAAUAGUUGAUAAGUGAAAUUUUACAGUUUUUUCAUGACAUAGGAGUAAUUCUUAGCAAAAGAUAGAGUAUUCAGCCUUAAUGUUCCCCACUAUUUGCCCUUUAGAUAGUUAAUCACAAUUUCAAUUAUAUGAACUGCAAAUAUUUGUUCAAAAACAUUUUUGAGGGUCACUCUAUUAGUCAAGAUUUACUUACCAUUUAUUUUCUCAAAAGCAUGUAUUUAGCAAUCAUUUCACUCGCAUUGGCCUUCAAUAUUUCUUUUAUGAAACUCCAUGUAAAAUGUUGUAAAGGGAAAAUUGUUUUUCUACUUUGUUGUGUAUUGCUGUGAUAGGAAUAUAGUGAAUUUGUGUGAUAUCAUUCAAGUGGGUCUAUAUUACAAGACUACACUACUCAGAGUGUUGCAUUAUGGGUAAUGAACCUGGUCAGGUAUGAGUAGAAGAGGACUUGAGGUGGUGCUUUAAUACCAGGCUGCUGGUUCAUGUUAGCUUUAAAGUUACAUUGCCUGUAAUGUCUUGGUGUUACGAGGAAAUGAUUAAUGGAAAUUGUCAGUUUGGAUUCUGCGGGUGGUUUUCUUGUAUUUCCCCUUCAAUAUUUAUCUUUCAUUCUGACUUGGAAUACAAUAUACGUGACUAUUGCUUCGGUGAAUUCAUCUCUAGUGUAGAAUUCUUUUGAUUGCUAUUAAAGUACUUAUGUAUCCAAGGGAGUUAAUCACUAUUAGUUAUAAGCUACUGAAAUCCUUUAACCUGAUUGGCUGAGUUGUUAUGAUAAGUCUUUUUGAAACUACCCAGAUCAAUUGCAAGUCUUUGUAAGACAGCCUUGCAGGUGUGCUCUCCACCCCCCCCCCAACUCUUGAGAAUUUGAGAAGUAAGUUGAGUACAGUACGGUACGCUACAUUGAAGCAGAAGCAGAUGGUUUUCUACCGUAAAAGAAUGGGGGAAAUCCCUGAAGAGAAAUUUGAAAUAGAUAAAUUGUAAAAUCCAUACUUAUUCAUAUCCAUCAUGCAAAGAAUUACACGAGUGCAGAGGAAAUUGAAUGAAUAAUGAAUAAGCUUAAAAAUGUCUCUUCCUUUUUAAACAAGUAAAUUCAAUAUAGAUACUAAUUUCAAGAGGUAAAAGUUGGAAAGAAUUUUAUUAUUUCACAUUUGAGAGACUUUGUGGAGUUAAUAGGCUCAGAGACAAUGAAGUGCAAGCAGAUGGC